GCAAGAAAGAUCUCGGUUUCACCUAUUCGAUCGCGACCCCAGGCUGUGCAAGGCAAGUGGAGACUUGCUGACCCGGCACGUGAUCUGUAACUCCAACGCCUGUUGGGUGGUGGAGCUUCUGGGCUUUGGGGGCUCGUGCAACAAGCUGCGUCGUCGCCUUCGCAGCAGCGACUCUCUUGAGCACCAAAUUCCAGAGAUAGCUCCCAUCUCGAGCUCCCGGCGCCCGGCCAUCACGCGCUUUCACCAUACGAUUGGGCAACUGAGCUACCGAGCUCCGAACUCUCCCACCCAUCCAGUCCACGAAACUCUCGCCAAGAUGAGCAAUCCCGACUCGGAGCUGGCGCCCAAGUUCGCGCCCUUUCUUGGCAUGGCUGGAAUUGCUUCAGCCAUGAUCUUUGGCAGCUUAGGAGCUGCAUAUGGCACUGCGAAAUCUGGGAUCGGUAUUGCGGGUGUUGGAACAUUCCGGCCGGACCUGAUCAUGAAGUGCCUUAUUCCAGUCGUCAUGUCCGGAAUUAUUGCCGUCUACUCGCUCGUCAUCUCAGUACUGAUCGCGCAGGAUCUUGGACCACCAUCAUCGAAUACACACUAUAGCUUGUUCAAUGGCUUUAUGCAUCUCGCGUGCGGUCUCUCCGUUGGUCUCACAGGACUAGCCGCCGGUUACUGCAUUGGCAUCGUCGGCGACAAGGGAGUCAGGUCAUACAUGUCGCAGUCGAGAGUCUUUGUUGGCAUGGUGCUGAUUCUCAUUUUCGGCGAAGUUCUUGGUCUUUACGGGCUUAUUGUUGCUCUCAUCCUGAACACCAAGAGCAAGGGCUAAGUGGUCUCGUCAUGAAUUUAGCGGCAUUGACAAAACAUAAGUGUACCAAAAAAUGUGUAUACCAGAAGUAGAACACGUGCGCGGCAGGGGGGUUGUUGUUACAGGGAGCAUUUGGCCUAGCGUUGAACGGAUGUGUAACCCUUUUCAGGUUGAAUAGAGAGACGGAGACCCUAUAUCAUUAUGGGCCCAUGGGCUGUGAGAUCCCAGGUAAUUCCAGGUACGGGUUCCGGGGAACGGAUGUUGGAAAUUCAUCUCUAUUACCUAUUCGGUACCUACCACUUAUAUCGCGCCUGUCUCCUAUUGCAGACAAUUAAUGCAUGUCGCUGAGUCAGGUCAACUACGUACAUAGACGAGUACAGCAGCAAGUAGCAACAAAAAGAU
Messenger RNA from Lasiosphaeria miniovina, 1195 nucleotides. RefSeq lists its product as uncharacterized. NCBI's taxonomy places the organism in Eukaryota, Fungi, Ascomycota, Sordariomycetes, Sordariales, Lasiosphaeriaceae. The transcript is spliced from 6 exons. Bases 317 to 814 code for a protein of 165 amino acids. The record is from RefSeq and is a predicted model, not a curated record. Gene Ontology annotation, molecular function: proton-transporting ATPase activity, rotational mechanism. Gene Ontology annotation, biological process: proton transmembrane transport. Gene Ontology annotation, cellular component: proton-transporting V-type ATPase, V0 domain; membrane.